Molecule: messenger RNA, 647 nt
Organism: Ipomoea triloba (trilobed morning glory)
Lineage: Eukaryota; Viridiplantae; Streptophyta; Magnoliopsida; Solanales; Convolvulaceae
Product: mitochondrial zinc maintenance protein 1, mitochondrial
Exons: 2
Coding region: 85-411 (108 amino acids)
Biological process (GO): mitochondrial respiratory chain complex III assembly
Source: RefSeq, a predicted model, not a curated record
GCAACAAAGCGCGGCCCAACCGGCCAAAGAGUUAGACAAAAAAAGGCUACCGCCAUCAAGUCAUCAAGUCUGAAACUAGAGAAAAUGGCUAGCGGGAGAGCAUAUGAAGCCCUUCGAGCAUACAGAUCGGUGCUGAAAGCCACACGGAAGACCUUCGCCGGCGACACGGUGAUGCUCCGGGAGUCAGCCGUCGAGGUGAGGAAGAAAUUCGAGGAGAACCGGCACGUGAACUCGGAGGAGGAGAUCCACAGGCUUCUGGAGGACGCACGUGAAGCCUCGUCCUUCAUCUCCACCAUGAUCGUCCAAGCUCAACGCACCGACACUGGCGGUUUCGCGGUGAAGCCGGAAAAGGUGCACGCAGGGGCGACAUUUGAAAUUCCUUCAGAAGAGAUUCUUAAAAAAGCUGGUUGAUGAUGAGCAGAGCAGUUGAGGAUCUUCCUUCUCCACUGCAAAUACACUCUGCAAUGUACUACUAAUAGCAGGAAGAAGAGUCUUCUUUCCUCUGAAAAGAACAAAUUUUGAUGAUUUAAUAUGCUUGUUUCAUCACUGACAUGAUUUAUUUCAGUUGAUGUUUUCGUUUGUUCCUUCCAAGGAAAGAACCCCUUUUUGAGUUUCUUGAAUUCCAAUGAUUUUUGCUUGGUGUUUCU